CACUCAGACAAAAGAAGAAGAAGCAUUUAGAGUUGUUUGACAACACUCUUGCUCUUCUUGUUGAAACCUUUGGGUUUUAUACCUUUUCAGGAGAUGCCAGAGGAAUGCACCUGAAAUGUAGAGCCUUCAUGUGAGCAGAUGGCAUCCAGAAGCUCUGGUACUCAGCAGACAUCAUCUGAUACUCUCAGCAAGAAUACGUCUCGCAGAAAAAUGAAGAAAAUUGCAGAAAAACAGAGAAAUCACCACUGCUCUGAGUGCGGAAAGAGUUUUAUUGACAGAUUUCAUCUCCAGAAACACCAGCACAUUGACACAGGUGAAUAUAUAUGUGUAGAGUGUGGGGAGAGUUUUAAUCGCAUGAGUAAUCUCCAAGUGCACCGACGCAUUCACACAGGAGAUCAACCGUAUCAAUGCUCAGAGUGCGGAAAGCGUUUUAAUGUACAGAGUAAUCUCCAGAGACACCAGCGUGUUCACACAGGACAGAAACCAUAUAACUGUUCAGACUGUGGGAAGAGUUUUACUGCACAGAGCAGUCUCCAAAGACACCAGCGCAUUCACACAGGAGAGAAACCGUUUUAUUGUUCACAGUGUGGAUUGAAAUUUAAUCAAAUGAGUCAUCUUCGAGAACACAAGCGCAUUCACACAGGAGAGAAACCGUUUCAGUGUUCCGAGUGUGGAAAGAGUUUUAAUCAAAAGAGUGUUCUCCAAAGACACCAGCAUAUUCACACAGGAGAGAAACCGUAUUAUUGUUCAGAGUGUGGAAUGAGUUUUACGGUGCAGAGCAGUUUCCAAGAACACGAGCGCAUUCACACGGGAGAGAAACCGUUUCAGUGUUCCGAGUGUGGAAAGAACUUUAAUCGAAAGAAUGUUCUCCAAAGACACCAGCGCAUUCACACAGGAGAGAAACCAUAUAACUGUUUAGUGUGUGGAAUGGGUUUUACAGUGAAGAGCAGUCUCCAGAGACACCAGCGUAUUCACACAGGGGAGAGACCGUAUCAAUGCUCAGAAUGUGGGAAGAGUUUUUCACACAGUGGUUCCCUCAAAAAACACCAGAGCCUUCACCCAGGAAAGAGAACUGAACACGGGGUCAGACUUUUACACUGCAUUUCAACUUCCUUAACCUCACGACAGCAGAUAAACCAAAAGCAGUAAAGUGGGGAGGAUUAAACUGACUGGAAAUUAAUCUCCCAAAAAAGGUCAACUCUAAAGAAGACACGUUUUCCUUGUUUUUUCCAUCACAGUUUUGUUUCUUUUUUUGUACAAUAUCAACGUGGUAUUGCUAAUACAAAGUUGUUAUAAGAGUAUUAUUAUAUUGAAAAUGAUAUUCAUUUGUAAUAGUAUUAGUUGAUGUGCAAUAUCAAAAUGAUGCUAGCUGGGUGGAUAAAGUACAGUAUACUAUUUUAAUCGCCCUCUUAGCAUAUGUAAUACAGCACUGAAGAACAUAACUCACAGUGAGAGUUGGUCAGGCUGAAGUACAGCCUGUGUGUGUGUGUGUGUGUGUUAUGUUUGCUGCUCUACUUAGUUGUCAAAAUUCAAUUUACCACCUUAGAUGAAGUCUCUUUUCAUGAAUAAUAUGUGGUUUGAUGCAUAAUUUUCAUAUAUUAUUUUGAUUGCAAAAAUAAUUUGAUUAAUGCAGUAAUUAUGUUCUAGUAUUUUUGUUUGCAUAGAUUUAAUACACCGUUAUAGGCAAUAUUUUGACUAGCCCCUCAGUCUGGUACAAUUAACCCCAUGUUCGGACAUGAAAAUGUGUAUAAGCAGUGAAGAGGGUGAAGGUUCAGAAAACUUUGUAGCUGCGUCCGGCUGCAUUAUUCGUAAAAUAACAAUUCUAGUAGUUUUAGCACAAAGUUCUGGAGCCCUCUGAAACUAAAAUACAGGGCGAACUGUUUUGACCAUUUUUGGUUCAUUGAGUUAAAAUAUCUGUGCAAAUACCAGUUUAUGUCUAAAUAUUGUACUAUUGUCUAGGUGUGUUGACUUGUUUGUCAAACUCUAUUGAAUACCAUUCCAAUGUCAAAAAGUCAGUGUGUAUGAAUUAUAGCAAACCCUUUUGCGAGCCCACAUCUAUUGUAAAUAGAGGUCUUUAAAACAUUACUCAUCAUUUAAACUGUGAUUCAUCUGCUAAAAGACCUACAGUAUAUGGCUCCAUAAAACAUUUGCUGCUUGGACCCUCAUGAUUGCCACUGUUCAGCUCUCAUAGCAGUUAGGAUAUAAAAAGUAACGUGUUCUACAAUUUCAAAUGCAAAUUUAUUGGCUUGUUUGUGAACAAUGAUCAUUUCCACAUGACAACCAUUAUUCAACCCAUUCAUGAAAAGCUAAAAAAAUCGAAUGAUUCAGAUAUUAUGAGAAAAUGAAACCUCUUCUGCUCACAAAAUGUGUCUCUCUUUUCACUUUUUGUAACAUUGAGUUCUUAUUGGCCCAUAGAAAUAAUAAUCUGUGGGUUGAUGAGCAGCUAAUGUGCUGUUGUGUUUGGGGUAGAGGAGUGACUCUCAAUUCUUCACCUUUCUUCCAACUUCCAAAAUUAAAAUACUCCUCCAAUCCUCAUGACUAAUAUAAAAUAUUCAGCAUUCAAAAUGGCAAGUUGCCUCUCAAGGUGAUGAGUUUGUGUGUAUGCGUCUGUCGUGUAACAUUUCCACUCAGAAAUCGGCAUCAGAGUGAUAUAUCUUCAGAUUCUUUUUUGACUGAAGGCAAGCAGAAGUCUUUAAAUUAGCAAAAGUAUCUGUUAUAUAAUGUCACACAUCUCACAUCAAGAACCUUUACUGUUCCUUUACCUACUUAGAUCAUUGGUCUCAUGUUUUUAAGAGAAUAUGAAAUUUAAAAUACAAUACAGUACAGUAUAAUACUUUAUAGAGAAAAUGUGUGAACUGGUUCACCUCUGUGCAAUGCUUUUUCACGUUAAAUGCCAUCCAAUCAGAUUUUGGAAACAUUUUUCUCAAACUACUGUAAACUCCACACUUCCUAACUUAACUAACUAGAUUAACUCUGCAAACAAUAUUAAAUGACAAACACUGUUAUUUAGCUAGCCAGUGUAAAUGUGCCUUUCAGAACAUUUAGCAACAGUCAGUCAGCAAAACUUGUCUAAACAUCUUGCACAGCCGUCAAAUUCAUAAAAACUCUUAUAUGGACCAGGACUACAGUAUGAACAAAAACAUUUAAUUUAGCUUCUGAAGUUGUGACAUUCGCGCAGCCAGUUACAUGUAGUUAUACAAACUUCACAAGAUACCUCUGUAGAAUGCUUUAAAUAAUUUUAGAUUUAACAAGAUAAUUAACAGCAAUCAUUAUACCACUUGUUGAGGUAUAGGGAUAUUUAAACAAGUCUUUUUACUUACAAAAUGAAUGAACCAACCAAUACUUGCAUGUUGCAGAACUUUAAUAGAAGCCUUGUGAUACCACAAGGACCAUUUAAACAUGCAGUGGCAUGUUUGAAAGUUAAUGAACUUGAGGGAAAGGCGAGUAUUGAAUUUCUCAAAGAUUUUAUGUGAAACGGUUUAUAAAGCACAGUAGCUCAACUCUGUUUGCCAGUAAGAUGAACGCCGUUAAAGCUCCACUCUGGUACACACCAAUUUAAGUUUCUUGAGUGUGACUUGAGUCAACAUGCAUUUGUGGCACUUAAAA
Messenger RNA from Pygocentrus nattereri (red-bellied piranha), 3606 nucleotides. Its product is annotated as gastrula zinc finger protein XlCGF7.1-like. Gene Ontology annotation, molecular function: RNA polymerase II cis-regulatory region sequence-specific DNA binding; DNA-binding transcription factor activity, RNA polymerase II-specific. The record is from RefSeq and is a predicted model, not a curated record. Bases 139 to 1149 code for a protein of 336 amino acids. The transcript is spliced from 2 exons. Gene Ontology annotation, biological process: regulation of transcription by RNA polymerase II. Lineage: Eukaryota; Metazoa; Chordata; Actinopteri; Characiformes; Serrasalmidae.